Salmo salar (Atlantic salmon) is the source of this 3031-nucleotide messenger RNA. It is a transcript of the gene hsd17b4, whose product is annotated as hydroxysteroid (17-beta) dehydrogenase 4. NCBI's taxonomy places the organism in Eukaryota, Metazoa, Chordata, Actinopteri, Salmoniformes, Salmonidae. The record is from RefSeq and is a predicted model, not a curated record. Gene Ontology annotation, molecular function: oxidoreductase activity.
UUACCCAGCACCCCCCUUGCGGAAGUAAGGCAAAGUUCACCCUGAUAGCUGUUAACACUCUAGUCGUUGCCCUGCUGUCUUCGCGUACUACCAGCACAGUUUUGAAUCUGGACACAAAGUUAAAAUCCAGAACUACUUCAUCAUGUCUGUGCCUUUGGUUUUCGACGGGAAAGUUGUUAUUGUCACUGGGGCCGGUGGAGGACUUGGGAGAGAAUAUGCAUUGGCUUUUGGUGAGAGGGGUGCCUCAGUAGUUGUUAAUGACCUUGGAGGAGAUAUUAAAGGGGGAGGGAAGAGCUCUGAUGCUGCUGAUAAAGUCGUGGAAGAGAUAAAAGCCAAGGGAGGCAAAGCAGUGGCUAACUAUGAUUCUGUAGAAGAUGGAGAGAAAUUGAUCCAGACUGCCCUGGAUGCUUUUGGGCGAAUAGAUAUUGUUGUUAAUAAUGCUGGGAUACUUCGGGAUCGUUCCUUUGGCAGAACGAGUGAUUUGGAUUGGGACCUCAUCCAUAGAGUCCACCUGAGAGGGUCCUUCAUGGUCACUAGAGCUGCCUGGAACCACAUGAAGAACCAGAAGUUUGGGAGGAUCAUCAUGACUUCAUCGGCUGCUGGCAUCUACGGCAAUUUUGGGCAGGCAAACUACAGCGCGGCGAAGCUGGGUCUGCUGGGAUUGGCCAACACCCUAGCCAUCGAGGGCCAAAAGUACAACAUCCACUGCAACACCAUCGCACCGACCGCAGGCUCGCGCCUCACAGAGACUGUUAUGCCCCCAGAUCUGUUGGAGUCCUUGAAAGCAGAAUAUGUGGCGCCCCUAGUUCUGUGGCUGUCUCAUGACCAGUGUCAGGAAAAUGGAGGCCUGUUCGAGGUUGGUGCUGGCUGGAUUGGAAAAUUGCGCUGGGAGCGUUCACAGGGCUGCAUUGUGAGGAACAAGAACCAGGGCAUGUCUCCUGAGACUGUACGAGACCAGUGGGACAACAUCUGUGACUUCACCAAUGCCACCAAACCUGCCAACAUCAAUGAGUCCUUGGCCACAUUGGUGGAGGUGCUGUCAAGAGUGGAGACUGAGGGACUUGCCCCCAACCCCACCAGCGCUAUGGCCACGGCUGCAUCUGGGAUCAGUCCUCUGGAGGCGGUGGGACAGAAGCUUCCGGAGUCGACCUUCAGCUACUCCCACACUCAGUGCAUCCUGUACGCCCUGGGAGUGGGCAUGUCCACCAAGGAUGACCACCACCUCAAGUUCCUGUACGAGGGCCACGAGGACUUUAGCUGUCUGCCCACCUUCGGGGUCAUCCCCUCCCAGGCGGCCAUGAUGGACGGAGGGCUAGGUUCCGUGCCUGGACUCAAUUUUGACUUCACCAGGUUGUUGCACGGAGAGCAGUAUCUGGAGCUUUUCAAACCAUUACCCACCUCCGGAACACUGACGUCUCAGGCUAGAAUCGCAGAUGUGUUAGACAAAGGAUCUGGCGCAGUCAUUCUCCUGGAUGUCCACACGUACAGUGGUAAAGAGCUGGUGUGUUACAACCAGUACUCUCUGUUCAUCGUGGGGGCUGGUGGCUUUGGAGGAAAGAGAACAUCUGAUAAAGCCAUGAGCACAGUGGCGCAUCCAAAUAGAGCUCCUGAUGCUGUGAUGACUGACACCACAACAAGGGACCAGGCUGCCUUGUAUCGUCUGAGUGGCGACUGGAACCCCCUCCACAUAGACCCCAGCUUUGCAGCAAUGGGAGGAUUCAAAUCCCCUAUUCUGCAUGGCCUGUGCUCCUUUGGGUUUGCGGCUAGGCAUGUGCUGAAGCAGUAUGCCAACAACGAUGCCUCCAGAUUCAAGUCCAUCAAGGUUCGCUUUGUAAAGCCAGUGCUACCAGGCCAGUCCCUACAGACUGAGAUGUGGAAAGAAGGAAACCGAAUUCACAUUCAAUGCCAAGUCAAAGAGAGCGGUGCUGUGGUUUUGUCAGGUGCCUAUGUGGACUUGCAUGCUGCUGCAGAUGGCUCCCCACAAAUUCUUCCUGAGGCAGGGGGACUCAAGAGUGAGCUGGUGUUUGCUGAGAUCGGCCGUCGCAUUAAAGACCUAGGGGCUGAGAUGGUGAAGAAGGUCAAUGCAGUGUUUGGCUGGGAGAUCACCAAGGGGGGAAACACUGCAGCCCAGUGGACCAUUGAUUUGAAAACUGGAGCUGGCGCCUUACACAAGGGCCCGUACAGUGGCAAAACCGACGUGACCAUCACUGUAUCUGAUGAUGACUUCAUGGAAGUAGUGCAGGGAAAACUCAACCCUCAGAAGGCGUUCUUUGCAGGCAAGCUGAAAGUGCGAGGGAAUGUCAUGCUGAGCCAGAAGCUGGAGGUGAUCCUCAAAGACUAUGCUAAACUGUGAGGUUGAGCCACAGGAGAGCCACUCAAUCAGUUAUCUAACUUGUUUGUUUCACCUGAGGUAGCAGCAUUAAUUGCCAAUGUGCAUAAAGAUGGCAGAACUCACGUCAUUGUUAUAAUACGCCAAUAAAUCAGCACAAUGUUCUUUUCUUUGGUUUUUCAAAUUGCACCUCUAUUGUUGCACUAAUUUCAAUGCAUCAUAUGUGGUGAAAUAACCUAAAUGCGAGUUAAAAUGAUCAUUUGUCCAGUGAUUUAACGCUAUUUCAACUAAUAGAUGUGUUACCUGGGGCUGCGAUCAUGAUUUGUACUUUGACGCUGAUGAAAUGUAUAGCGACGUUUAAGAUAGCACUUAUGUGGAAUUCUGAAUGUCAGUCAGAUGAUGGGUGCAUGGGGCCAAUAAAUUACUGCUGCAGAAGGUGUGAAACUGUACAUGAACAAUAUACUAGUGUCAACUGGGGAUGCUUGCUGUAUUCCAGGGCAAUGAAAAGGCUAGCAGAACCUGUCUACAUCUUUUCACUAAAAUGUCAUUUGUGCUCCCAGAUAAGGCAUUGUUUUUUUUCUCCAAGUGACCUGACUUCCCUAAAAUCCAAUGUAACCUACAUUAAUGUAAUAAAACUGUACCCAUAGUGUUGGCUUGGUGCAACAUGCUACACUCAUUUCUAAUAAAUCUAAUGCACUUUCA